UCAUGUAUCCGAACAUUUAAAAAGCAUAACUGUCAGAAUCUGUCAUAAUCAUUGCUCGAAUCGUAUGUUUUCUCGCUUGUUGUGCUUUAUUUCAAACACCGGAUUUCUUAAACAUUUCUUAAAUUUACAUCAAAUUCUUAUAUAAACUAUUAAAGGGCUUGGAUAUCUGAUAAUAAUUGUGUGUGUAUCGUUUGUGUAACGUGUUAACUGUGGAAUACUAAUGACUAUUAUUAUUAUCGCAAGGUGUACUUUCAGAAACAAUUUAAAAAGUAAUCCUUAGCCUAGACAAAAAGCCCAGGCAAUCUGAUGCAACAACAUCCAAAACCGACGAAACCAGAGCUUCUGGACUAUAAAUAAGUCAUGGACGAGGGGUCUGACGAAGACCUCUUCGAGCAAGACGAGAAUGACGCACCGCCGUCAGCGAUAAACCAGGGAAACGAGGCCACGUCUCCUAUACUAUCUAACAGAACUAUACUCUUUAGAAACCCAACAGAAUCUGUAGAACCAAGAGGAAUAGUAGAAUAUGAUGCUAAUCCCAUUUAUGUAGUACCUGACCCGGUCCAAGUGACGGACGAGUCCAAUCAAUCAGCUCCUGGAGCUAACGAUGACAGUGACCAUUACGAUGAACCGCCUCUCAAGGUCAGAAAGGUUUGCACUCCUCAGAAGAAGGUCUCACCUGUCAAAAAAGUCUCCCCGCAGAAGAAUGAGGAUGACGGAGAGUCCUGUCCGAUAUGCCUCGAGUCUUGGGGCAAUACUGGCGACCACAGACUCGUAGCUUUAAAAUGUGGCCAUCUAUUCGGUGCAGAGUGCGUUGAGAGAUGGCUCAAAGCUCAAGUGGCUAAAGAUAGGACCUGUCCCACUUGCAAAAGCAAAGCUACGAUCAAAGAUAUAAGACAUAUAUAUGCCAGAAGACUCGUAGCAGCUGACACAUCACAAAUAACAUCACUUCAGAAGCAAAUUGAAGAGUUACAAGCAGAGAAGAAUAAGAUGGAACUGAUCAUACAGAAGACGAAAAUAGCUCAUCACGCUUGUGUUCUAGAAAUACAGGUGUUACGAAGUGCCUUGAUGAAGUCCCAGGUACCGAAAGAACAGAUUUCGAAGACCUCCUGGAGGUUCGCUCUCGAGAAGAAUCUGGAGGUCUGCAAGGAUGGCGGCUGUCGCGUCAUGACCUACAACUGCAGAACUUACGAGCUGUUCGUGUCUCAGAAAAGUACAAAUAACUUAUUCCCGGGAUACGGGAUAAGGAAAGUGAGUUGUGUGGAUUAUAAGUUAGGGUCUUUUUUACAUUUGCAUCCGAAACCUAUUCGCGAUAUAACCUACUCUCAACAACGAGAUCUGCUCCUAAGUGUUGGUUUGGACAGCACAGCGAGGAUCGUCGAUCGAGGAACACCAACAGUCACGGUCAAUGCUGGUUUUCCCUUAUGGUCUUGCUCAUGGGACUAUCUUAGGACCAAUGAAUUUUACGUGGGAGGCGUUGGAGGGAUGAUACAUCAAUACGACUUCCGAAACCCCUCGACUUACAUCCAAACAUUAUCAGCGCCGGGAGACAUGUCACCGGUCGUCUCUCUACACUCCACAGAGUAUGGGUUGUUGUCCUGCCAGCUUAACACUUGCUGGCUAUGGGUGUCGAACAACAGACAGUGGCAACCCCGAGCGCUACCAAUAGAUGGGUCUUUCAUGUCUUUGAUUUACGAUAACGAUUCGCGACGAGCAUUAUUAACAACACGACCUACCGCAAAUGGGUUGGAACGUUCGAAACUCGCGAUGUGUAAGUUACGUGGGCAUGUGCCAAGUGGUGAAGUGGUGUUUGACAUACAGAAUACGUUUAGUGGUUCGGCGAGAUCCUCUCUGAUGUCCAGACCUACGUGGGUCAAGGCUCCAGGGUCUGCGUGGGUGGCAGCGUAUUCUGAGAGUGACUCAAGCCUGUGUCUUCACGGUCUAGACGGUGCGAGGACUAUGUCUCUACCAGCAGCGGAACCUGUGUUAGACGUCUGUGCGGUGGAGUUAAAUGGUAAUAGUUUGUUAGCCGCGCUUUCUGAGUCUCGUUUAAGGUUAUAUAAGGCUGUGCCUACGAAUUGUUGACGUGUUGACGUGUGUGUUAAAUGAUUGUGGAUAUCUGAAUUAUAAGGAGGCCGAAAACUCUUUUUAAUUGUAAUUAUUAUCUCCGAUUUUUGAGAUGCCGAGGUAUUAUUAUUUGCUCGGUUUGGCUUACUCUAUGAAAACUGUUAAAAGUUGUCCCUACAAGAGAUAAGUUUUUGAAGUAAACUCAAUACGAAUUAUGUUAAAUUGUUAUCGUAUUUAAAUUUAAAAAGGCUUCAGAGAAACUACAUCUUGAGAUAAUUAUAAUAACUUGUGUAGUCUAGCGUAUAUUCUCAACGGAUUGCAAGUCGAGAUCGACCAUGAUUAAGGUUUCCGUUUGGGUCCGAAACUAGUCGGGCAAUCCCGAUACAUACGCGUGAGUAAACUGUUAAUAAAUAAACAACUCUUGUGAUUUCACAACAUAUAAAGUCAAUUUAUUUAAUAAGAUUUUCUCCUGCAACAAAAAAUCAUAACUAUUCCUUUUAUAAAUAACAAUUAAACGAUUUGACGAGAAACCGGCCAUUUUUAAACCUCAAAAUACGGGGACAAGUGAUUACUGCCAAUAAUGAUACAAGAUUGAUAAAUAUGAGCCAUGACCCGGCUGUCUAAAGAAUAUCAUAAAUGUAUAUUUUUUGCGAAUUAGAAAGCUAGUGCUUUGAUAACUGACUGUUUGUUAACGAAUUGUUUUAAUCAUAAACUAAACUUGUUUAUUCAUAGACGAGAUUAGAGAGCAUCGGUAGCCGAGUGGUUGAGGUAACCAUGCCUAAACCACUGUACGUGACGUGUUAGUUCCAUCCCCGUGUAGGACAAGCAUUUUUGAGACCCACGAAGGCUUGUACUGAGUCUGGGUGUCUUUGUACAUGUGACU
Trichoplusia ni (cabbage looper) is the source of this 2947-nucleotide messenger RNA. RefSeq names its product E3 ubiquitin-protein ligase RFWD3-like. NCBI's taxonomy places the organism in Eukaryota, Metazoa, Arthropoda, Insecta, Lepidoptera, Noctuidae. Gene Ontology annotation, molecular function: protein binding; ubiquitin protein ligase activity. Gene Ontology annotation, cellular component: nucleus. Gene Ontology annotation, biological process: protein ubiquitination; interstrand cross-link repair. The coding region runs from base 361 to 2082 and encodes 573 amino acids. The record is from RefSeq and is a predicted model, not a curated record. The transcript has 2 exons.